This is a messenger RNA of Guyanagaster necrorhizus, 2210 nucleotides long. Its product is annotated as Pkinase-domain-containing protein. Gene Ontology annotation, molecular function: ATP binding; protein serine/threonine kinase activity. NCBI's taxonomy places the organism in Eukaryota, Fungi, Basidiomycota, Agaricomycetes, Agaricales, Physalacriaceae. Gene Ontology annotation, biological process: protein phosphorylation. The transcript has 9 exons. Bases 52 to 1845 code for a protein of 597 amino acids. The record is from RefSeq and is a predicted model, not a curated record.
AUUUGUGCGGUCAGGGCGCCUGAGAGCUCACCCUGUUCGCAGUGGUCAACGAUGCCUCCAACGAUAGACUCGUCGUGGAAAUCCGUUUUUCGCUUCAACAGCUCAUCGAAAAAACUGGCCGUUAAUGCGUCAGUCGCGACGAUGAGCUCGACGGUCAACACGGCAGCAACUUCAGUUUCUGCGCGUUCAUCAUAUAAUUCGUCCAACACCCAUUCCAGCGAUUCGAUACCCCAGUCGUCGUCCAACACCUCGAGACCACGUACUAAAUCGGAAAAGCGACAGCGACCACCAUACCCUAAUACAUUUAAUCGUGCACCACCUCUUCCACAACCUCCCAACUCGUCUACCUUGCCCUCGCCCUCGUCGACAACUGCAACGAGCUCACGACCCUUGCUUUCCCCAAAAUCCAUGUCUCGCUUCAUACGGCGAGUGGCCUCGGCUCCCAAUGCAAAGGGCCUCUUCCGAUCUUCUGCACCGUCUCCAUCAACACCCACAACAAGAAACGGUCUAUUAGCACCCUUCGACAAUCCUCCGCCAUUGCCUCUCGCUACAAGUUCUAUGGAAAACGGGACCGACUCGCUGGAAACGAUAUCAUCCGUGUCCUCGAGGGGCCAGGUCUCUGCUGUGUCAUCGUCUAAGCUACCUUCACCUCCGUUUGGCAAGACUCGUUUGAGCACAAGUAACCUGCAUGAGGUUGGACCCAGUAAGGCUGCCUUCAGGCGAACGUAUUCGAGUAAUUCUAUUAAGGUUCGUCAGGUUGAAGUUGGCCCCUCAAGUUUCGUCAAAGUCAAACUCCUGGGUAAAGGUGAUGUCGGCAAGGUGUACUUGGUCCGAGAGAAGAAGUCGGGGAAGCUGUUUGCAAUGAAGGUUCUUUCUAAAAAAGAAAUGAUCGAACGCAAAAAGAUCAAGCGAGCUCUCACAGAACAAGAGAUUCUUGCGACUGCUAACCAUCCCUUUGUCGUCACCCUUCAUCAUUCAUUCCAAUCCCCUCUAUAUCUGUAUUUUUGUAUGGAAUACUGCAUGGGGGGAGAAUUCUUUCGUGCGCUACAGACACGUCCGGGCAAGUGCUUACCCGAAGAGUCAGCCCGGUUCUAUGCAGCUGAAGUAACCGCCGCAUUGGAGUACCUUCAUCUCAUGGGUUUUAUAUAUCGAGAUCUGAAACCGGAGAACAUAUUAUUACAUCAAUCUGGCCAUAUUAUGCUCUCGGAUUUUGACCUUGCGAAGCAAUCGAACGAUGUCGGCGCUAUGCCUGCCAUGGUCCAUUCCGAGACAAAUGGGGUUCCAUUAAUCAACACAAUGUCAUGUACAGCGAAUUUUCGAACAAAUUCCUUUGUUGGUACAGAAGAGUACAUUGCACCUGAAGUAAUACUGGCUCAAGGUCAUACAGCGGCUGUGGAUUGGUGGACGUUGGGGAUACUCAUUUACGAGAUGAUAUACGCAACAACACCAUUCAAGGGGCAAGAGCGUUCAGAUACAUUUAACAACAUCCGGCUGAUACCAGUUCAUUUUCGGGAAUCUCCCAAGGUGUCAGGUGCUGGGAAAGACUGCAUCACGCGACUUUUGGACAAGAACGAGCGGACGCGAUUGGGCAGUCGGAGUGGUGCUAGUGAGGUGAAGCAGCAUAAAUGGUUUGCAAAGAUAAACUGGGGACUGUUGAGGAAUACUCGACCUCCGAUUGUCCCGUCGUCGUCGAAUGGAGUAGAUGCAGUUAAUUUCCGCCAUCUGAAGGAGUCUCAGUCACUGCACCUGGAAGGAGCACCUGGGACGAAUGAUGGGAUGGGGGCAUCGGACGAAGACUUAUUUGGCGCGUUUUCAAGUGUUACCUUGCAUUAUGAUGGAGAGUAGAGUGUUUUGUUUUGCUCAAUAUACUAAUGGGAUCAAGAAAGACAAAGGUACAAAGAGUGAAACAUACGGUAUGGUAUGUGCUAGUAUCUACGCACUGGCUACGCUAAUACGGUGAUACGCUGGUAUGGUUUGCUUUGGAUGGCUGGUAUUGCGUUUGGUGCUUUGGCUACGCUGGCAAACGUUCUGUAUCGAAGAGCUGAUGGCAGGAAUGGCAGUGGCAGCGACCAGCGUGAUACCUCGGCGCCGAGGGAGCAGAGUUUGGGUGUAUGUUACGGCAUCAAGAGCCGGAUCUGAGAUGAUCGAUCUCAUCUAGAUUACCUAAUCAUUACGUCCUCGAUCCUAACGGGUUAACGUGCUUUCUCCAC